AUGGGAAGAGGGAUAUUAGGGUUAGGACCAAGAGGAGGCAGGGUUCAUUUCACUAGAGAUGCGGAGGUGAGAAUGGAGGGCAAAGGCUAUGGAGGAAGAGUGAGGGACGUUGGGCCUCUGAGACAUAAGCAUCUGCUGCCAAAUGGGUUUGUGUUUGGGGUUUCAGUUGUGAGUUGA
This is a messenger RNA of Prunus armeniaca (apricot), 177 nucleotides long. NCBI's taxonomy places the organism in Eukaryota, Viridiplantae, Streptophyta, Magnoliopsida, Rosales, Rosaceae. The record is from the annotation of a GenBank genome assembly.